AUGAAGGUGGAGUGGCCAGAGCUAAGAGGUGUGAGUGCAAUUGAAGCAAAGAAACAGAUAGAAAGUGAUAAUCCUAAUGUUACUGCCUUUAUAUACCCUCAAGGUGUUGUGUACUUACCAGCCAUUAAUUGUUGCAACCGUGUCGUUCUCUAUGUUCCAAGCGACAAUUACCCCAACGGUCCUGUCAUCAAUCUUCCUAUGGUUGGAUGA
Molecule: messenger RNA, 210 nt
Organism: Arabis nemorensis
Lineage: Eukaryota; Viridiplantae; Streptophyta; Magnoliopsida; Brassicales; Brassicaceae
Source: the annotation of a GenBank genome assembly